AUGCCACCAAAGAAAAAUAAUAAUAAUAAUAAUAAUGAUACAAAUGUAUCAUCAAGUCAAAAUAAACAAUCGGGUAGUACUGAACAAGGUAAUAAUAGUCAACAACAACAAGGACAACAGUCUCAAAAUUCAAAUAAUACUAAACAAGAAAAAAGUGACGGUCAACGUAUUAGUAGUAGUAAUGGAUCAAGUUUCAAACCUAUACGACGUUCAAAACGAGCUGGAUUAGUCUUUCCUGUUCAUCGAAUUCAUCGUCUUUUACAAGACGCAAAUUAUCCUAUGCAAAUUCGUGAUGGUACUGCUGUAUAUAUGGCUGGUGUACUUGAAUAUUUAGUUGCCGAAGUUGCUGAAUUGGCAGGUAAUGCUGCACGAGACAAUAAACGACAACGUAUUACACCUCGACAUAUUUUUUUGGCUAUUCAUAAUGAUGAAGAAUUGAAUAAAUUAUGUGAAAAUGUCACUAUUGCUUCUGGUGGUGUUAUGCCUAAACUUCACGAAAUAUUACUUCAAUCGAAGAGUAGUCAUUCUAGUUCGCGUGGUAAAAAAUCGAAUAAAAAGUCAAAUUCAAAGAAACAACGCAAUAUAAGUUUUACUGAUGGCGAUACAACAGUUGACAGUAUUGAUGAUAAUGAAGAAUCAAUGGAUGAAUAA
This is a messenger RNA of Rotaria sp. Silwood1, 651 nucleotides long. NCBI's taxonomy places the organism in Eukaryota, Metazoa, Rotifera, Eurotatoria, Philodinida, Philodinidae. The record is from the annotation of a GenBank genome assembly.